GCGAGGGGGGCGUGGCCCCGCGGUCCCGCCCCCCCAAGUUGCCGCGCCGGGCGCGCGGGGCCGCGCCGCGACGGACCGACGGCUGGGCUGGCACCGGCUGGCAUCGCUGGCACCCGCGGGGAUCGGCUCGGCUCGGCCCGGCUCGGCCCCGGCCCGGCGCGGGAGGGGCGCGCUCCCCCCGAGCGGCGGCCCCGGGCCGCGGCCCCCCGUUGCGGUCGGAGAGGCGUGCAGCACCGGGCCCUGCGAUGCCGUUUGGCUGCGUGACGCUGGGAGACAAGAAAGAUUAUAACCAGCCGUCUGAGGUGACCGACAGAUAUGACCUGGGCCAGGUCAUCAAAACGGAGGAGUUCUGUGAAAUCUUCCGGGCCAAGGAGAAGACGACGGGGAAGUUGUACACCUGCAAGAAGUUUCUGAAGCGGGAUGGGCGGAAAGUGCGGAAGGCAGCCAAAAACGAGAUCAUCAUCCUCAAAAUGGUGAAGCACCCCAACAUCCUACAGCUGGUGGAUGUCUACAUCACCCGCAAGGAAUAUUUCAUCUUCCUGGAGCUGGCCACUGGCCGGGAGGUCUUCGACUGGAUCCUGGACCAGGGCUACUACUCGGAGAAGGACACCAGCAAUGUCAUCCGGCAGGUGCUGGAGGCUGUUGCCUACCUGCACUCCCUCAAGAUCGUCCACAGAAACCUCAAGCUGGAGAACCUGGUGUACUAUAACCGCCUGAAGAACUCCAAGAUCGUCAUCAGCGACUUCCACCUGGCCAAGCUGGAGAACGGGCUCAUUAAGGAGCCCUGUGGCACCCCUGAGUACCUGGCUCCGGAGGUGGUGGGGCGGCAGCGGUACGGGCGGCCGGUGGACUGCUGGGCCAUCGGCGUCAUCAUGUACAUCCUCCUCUCGGGAAACCCCCCUUUCUACGAGGAGGCGGACGAGGAUGACUAUGAGAACCACGACAAGAACCUCUUCCGCAAAAUCCUGGCUGGGGACUACGAGUUCGACCCGCCGUACUGGGAUGACAUCUCGCAAGCGGCUAAGGAGCUGGUGACACGCCUGAUGGAGGUGGAGCAGGACCAGAGGAUCACAGCAGAGGAGGCCAUCUCCCACGAGUGGAUCUCUGGGAAUGCUGCCUCUGACAAGAACAUCAAGGACGGCGUCUGUGCCCAGAUCGAGAAGAACUUCGCCCGGGCCAAGUGGAAGAAAGCCGUGCGAGUGACCACGCUCAUGAAACGCCUGCGGGCGCCUGAGCAGACGGAGACGGCGGCAGCCCCGGCAGCGACCCCGGCCCCGGCAGCGACCCCGGCCCCGGCAGCUACCCCGGCUCCGGCAGCGGCUCCGACCCCCGCAGCAACUCCAGCCCCGGCAGCGACCCCGGCCCCAGCAGCUACCCCGGCUCCGGCAGCGACCACGGCCGCCGCCCCGGCUCCCGCCGCCGCGGCCACGGAGCCCGCGGCCGCAGAGCCCGCCACCGACACGGCCCCGGCCCCGGCCCCGGGCACGGAGCCCGCAGCCCCCUCCGCCACCGCCCCGGAGCCCGCAGCCCCCGGCACGCCGCCCGCCGCCGCGCAGCCCCCGGCCCCCGGCACGCCGCCCGCCGCCACGCGUGACGAGGCCGGGGCCGCCGCCGAGCCCCCCGGCGAGCAGAGCGGCUGAGCGGCCCCGCGCCCCCUGUAGAUAGCCCCGGCAUGGCCCCCAGCCCCGCCUGCGCCCCCUUUUCUACGUGCCCCGCCGGAGAGCCGGCCGCGGGGCAGAGCCCUGCAUGGCGCCCGUUCCCCCGUGUCCUCGCAGCUCUCUCAGUCUGUCCCCCGCCGCCGUCCCCUGCCCCGGGGAUGCCCAGAGACGCGGGGCAGCCCCUGGCCCCGCAGCGCUGGGGGCAGCGCGGGGCCCGGGACCGCGGGCGGGGCCGCCCGGGACGGAGCGGGGCCGUCCCGGAGACCCCCUCUGCGUCCCGGCAUCCCCGGGGGGCACACGGGGACCCCCGCCCGGGGCAGCCGCACGGCCCCCACGCGUUGUGCCUGGAGGAACCCCCUGCCCCCCGCGCCCCCUCCCCGGCCCCGCUUCCCUCCCCCCUCGCAGCUGCAUGCCCGCCGGGCCGGCUCUGCCCGCGGCUGCCGCCCCGCGCCCCGCCGCUGUAUCUCCGGCAAAUAAAGCCCCCGCUGAGGACAAACUGAGACAGCACCAGCGCCGCCUGCCCGCUCUCUCUGUGCGGCCGGGGCAGCGGGCGAGGCGCGGCGGGCAGCGAGGGCAGCGCGGCCAGCGCCUGCCGCCGGGAACGAGCCCGGGAAGGAGCGCGGGUGCCAUGCCGGGAAGGAGCCCUGGAAGGAUCCCCGGUCCCAUCCCGGGAAGGAUCCCCGGUGCCAUCCCCGGUGCCAUCCCAGGAAGGAGCCCUGGAAGGAUGCCGGGUGCCAUCCCGGGAAGGAUCCCCGGUGCCAUCCCCGGUGCCAUCCCGGGAAGGAUCCCGGGUGCCAUCCCCGGUGCCAUCCCCGGUGCCAUCCCGGGAAGGAUCCCGGGUGCCAUCCCCGGUGCCAUCCCGGGAAGGAUCCCCGGUGCCAUCCCGGGUGCCAUCCCGGGAAGGAUCCCCGGUGCCAUCCCGGGGCACGGGCCCGGGGCCAAGCCCCGCCCACUCCCCCACCGGCCCCGCCCACUCCCCCACCGGCCCCGCCCCCGGAGGCCACGCCCACCCGGCCCGGCCCCACCGUUGGCCCCGCGCGGGCUCCCCUGAGGUCACUUCCGGGCGGGCCGGAAGCGGCGCGGGCGCGGUGGCGUUUGAACGGCGCAGGGCCGCGCGGGCGCUCGGCCCCGGGCCCCCACCCUGCGGAGCCGCCGCUCCCCGCGCCCGGCCCCGCCAUGCCCAUCCGCGCCCACUGCACCAUCUGCUCCGACUUCUUCGACAACGAGCGGGACGUGGCGGCCGUGCCCUGCGGGCACACCUUCCACCAGGCCUGGUGAGCGGCGGGCGGGCGGAGCUCGGGCCGGGCCGUGGGCUGCCAGCGAGGGCUCCGAGGAGCUCACGGAGCUGCCGCAGCAGGCCGGGCUGUGCUGCUCACGGGCUGGCCCGGGGGGUGGCGGAGUCGCCGUCCCUGGAGGCCUUUAAGGCAGGAGUGGCAGUGCACUUGGCAUGGAGCUGGUCGGUCAUGGGCCGGGCUCGAUCAUCUCGGAUCUUCUCCGACCCAGCUGAUUCUGUGCUGCCUGCAGGCUGCCUGCUCUCCUGCUCAGUGUCACAGGGAGUCGGUAUGGUGAAGCUGCCCUGGUAAUUCCGUGCUUUUCUAGGACCGUGUUGCGAAUAUCUGUGUUGAAAGGAAACGGUUCUUCUGAGGAAAUAAACUUUGCGUGGGGAGAGGGUGGGCACUUGCUUUCCUGGCUGUCGGGCUUGGAAAGGACCACGGGUGUGAUUGUCACUGCUCACUCAGCAGCGCUGCCCGGGCCGGCUCUGCCAGCAGCCAGCCGAGCAGGGAGAGCUUCCAGAGGUAACCUGCUCCCAAAAUAAACCUUUCCAGCACGGCGUGGUGGCUCGGUUGCACGGUGCAUCAGUGGCUGUCCUGGGGAGCCCGGCAGAGCAGCUCCUGUGUGCAUCCACCCGCUCCUGCGAAGCUGUAGCUCCUCAGUGCCUGUCUCCCAGAGAGAUCUGAGCUCUGCAAAAGCUCUGCCCUGUUAGAGAUAAGCCCACAUGCUAAAUUCAGCCAGGAAUUGUCUUGGAGAUGCGGGUGGAGCGCGGAGCUCCUGCCAGCCAGCGCUGCACUGAAGCCUCUUCCAGUGGUUUGACACCGCACCGAGCCGGACGUGCCCGCAGUGCAGGAACCAGGUCAGCAAAAGACACAUCAUCAGUAAGCUGUUUUUUGAUGUUACCCUGGACGAGCAAGCAGCACCGGAUGCUGAGACCUUGCAGCAGGUGCUUCCCAAGCUGGAGCUUGCUGUGCUUAUGUGUCUGACCUGAAGCACUUCAAUCUCUGUGGUGAUUUGGCAUUUCCUCUGAUCAAAUCCCAUGUGGUGACCCAAGGAGCCUCCUCUCCUUCCUGCUCUUCCUUCUGCUUCUCACUUUACCUGGAAAUCUGCUGAAACACCAUCACAUCAGACUGCUGUUCCUCCCUUGGGAAUGAGGGUACAGGGCUGUUCCCAAGGGCAGGAGAAGGGAAAUCCCAGGUGCAGUGAAUUGCUGCUGGUACCUGUGGUGUGGCUGUGUGUGAGCCCUGCUAACCCCUCUGGAGAGAGGGGCCCAUUGCAGGAAGUGCCUCCUGCUCCUCCCUCCUGUGCAGGAAGGUUGGUGGUGCAGAUUGAAGGGUGUGGGGCAGGGUGAUGAUAGUCAUGAUUCCCCAAGAGAGAGCUGGAAAGGAACUGCCUGAAGCCACACCAGCAGCAGUGAACAACGUGGAGGCUGGGUCUGGAGCUGGGACACUGGGUGGUGUGCUCCAAGUGCCACCUUUGGGUGCAGAGAGUUGGGUGUGAGUAGGGAUAAACACAGAGUGGCUGUUCCACGUUCUCUCCUUUGUGUAGUGUGGGUGAAACAGGGCUCCUUGUGUCUUGGAAUUAUCUGUUCCAAAAAAGGGUGGCCGGUUGACCUUGGUAUAACGGGAUGCUUGUACCCUCUUGUGUUUAGAAGCAGCAUGUGCAGCAAUUACCAUAAUUAGCAGUUGCCAUGACAAUUCUAUAUGUACUUUGUAUGUCUUUGAAAUAAAACCAGCCAGACUAGAA
Passer domesticus (house sparrow) is the source of this 4676-nucleotide messenger RNA. It is a transcript of the gene CAMKV, whose product is annotated as CaM kinase like vesicle associated. Gene Ontology annotation, cellular component: intracellular anatomical structure. The transcript is spliced from 15 exons. The record is from RefSeq and is a predicted model, not a curated record. Gene Ontology annotation, molecular function: calmodulin binding; ATP binding; calcium/calmodulin-dependent protein kinase activity. The coding region runs from base 246 to 1640 and encodes 464 amino acids. Gene Ontology annotation, biological process: peptidyl-serine phosphorylation. Lineage: Eukaryota; Metazoa; Chordata; Aves; Passeriformes; Passeridae.